AUGACAAAUAUAACUCAAUGUGCUACUGACUCCAGCUUUUAUUGUUUAAGAGACCUCAUGUCAUCUUGUUCAAAAUUCAUGAUGCUUUUGGAUGCUUUUUCCGGUCCUGAUAUACUCGUUCAUAUUGCGUUUAAACUUCAAUUUAAUGACUUUAGGUUUCUGAAUAAAUCUUGCAUUGUACAAGAUCCUCAGCUAGAUUUGAGCCCAGAUGGAGAAGCCAUAGAUCCUUGGCGCCUUUGCACUGUAGAUCAAGUAGAAGAGCUGAAAGCAUUAAUCAAAGUUGUUCCAAUCUGGUUGACGGGAGUUGUAAUGUCCAUAAAUAUAAACCAGAACUCUUUCCCAGUUCUUCAAGCGACUACCAUGGACCGACAUAUUGGUUCCAGCUUUGAAAUCCCAGCUGGCUCCUUUGGCAUCUUUGGUGUCAUCUCUGCUAUACUUUGGAUUGUCCUCUACGAUCCUUUGAUUCUUCUCAUAGCAUCAAAAUUGACUGGAAAACCUGUUCAUUUCAGCACCAAAGAGAGAAUGGGGUUUGGUUUAUUUCUUUCUUUCCUGUCAGUCUUAGUGGUGGCAGCUGUAGAAUGUGUCCGGAGAAGUAUCGCAAUCAAGGAGGGCUACUCGGAUGAUCCACAAGGCGUGAUCCCUAUGUCAGCAAUGUGGCUACUUCCCCAGAAUUCCCUUGCUGGCUUUGCAGUGGCCCUGCACGCCAUUGGCCAAAACGAAUUUUAUAUUUCAGAAUUUCCUAGAAGCAUGUCAAGUGUAGCUUCUGCUCUAUUAGGAGUUGGUACGGGAGUAGGAAGCUUACUAGCUAGCUUUUUAAUGAGUACCAUCGACGACUUGACUAAAAGAGGAGGGCAAGAGAGUUGGAUAUCAAGCAAUAUAAACAAGGGCUAUUAUGACUACUAUUAUUUGGUUCUUGCAGGAUUUAGUCUGGUUAACGUACUGUGUUAUAUUGUUUGUAGUAGAGCUUAUGGUCCUUUAAAGGAGAGGAAAGAGUGGUUAUGGAAGAAGAGAAGCCAUGAAAUUGUACAAGAAUUUAUAGUUUCUUACUUGGUGUAUGAGAAGUGUGGGAAAGUAUUGUAG
This is a messenger RNA of Lycium barbarum (goji berry), 1080 nucleotides long. Its product is annotated as protein NRT1/ PTR FAMILY 1.2-like. Gene Ontology annotation, biological process: transmembrane transport. The record is from RefSeq and is a predicted model, not a curated record. The coding region runs from base 1 to 1080 and encodes 359 amino acids. Gene Ontology annotation, cellular component: plasma membrane. Lineage: Eukaryota; Viridiplantae; Streptophyta; Magnoliopsida; Solanales; Solanaceae. Gene Ontology annotation, molecular function: transmembrane transporter activity. The transcript has a single exon.